UCCAAUUAUUCUGUUGUGAAACCUUCUUGUAUUUUGACAUUGUGCAACACGUUUUUUUAAUGCAAAUAUAACUAUUAUUUUUAUCUUUUUUAAAUAGUUAUUCAACUAUGUUGUUUCAUCGCUGAUCAGAGAGUAUAGCAGAAAGAAACCCAUCAAUAUGGUGAAAAACAAUACUGAGUACUCGAAGAUGAGUAAGGAGGAGAGGGCGGUGAUCACGAUAGCCGAGAUAAUACAAGAGCUUCUCGCCGCUCAUAAAGACGGGCGUGAUGUCAAUCUGAAUCGACUUAAGACGAGGAUCGCAUCCAAAUACGGUCUAGAAACGUCACCGAAGCUUGUUGACAUCAUAGCAGCCGUACCGCAAGAAUCGAGAAAGAUAUUAUAUCCAAAACUGAAAGCGAAGCCUAUACGGACGGCCAGUGGGAUAGCAGUCGUCGCGGUGAUGUGCAAACCUCACCGUUGCCCGCAUAUCAACAUGACGGGAAACAUCUGUGUCUACUGCCCAGGAGGGCCGGACUCAGAUUUUGAGUAUUCAACGCAAUCUUAUACAGGUUAUGAACCGACAUCUAUGAGGGCUAUUCGGGCGCGUUAUGAUCCUUAUCUCCAGACGAAACAUCGUGUCGACCAACUUAAGCAACUAGGCCAUAGCGUGGAUAAAGUUGAAUUUAUAGUGAUGGGAGGGACUUUCAUGUGCCUUCCUGAAGACUAUCGAGACUACUUUAUAAGAAAUCUUCACGACGCAUUGUCCGGGCACCACAGUAAUAAUGUCGACGAAGCGGUCAGGUACUCGGAGAAGAGUAAAGUUAAGUGCAUCGGGAUCACGAUAGAGACUAGGCCGGAUUAUUGUCUCAAGCGCCACCUCUCAGACAUGCUCCAUUACGGUUGUACGCGGCUUGAAGUCGGUGUACAGUCUGUUUACGAAGAUGUCGCAAUGGAUACGAACAGGGGUCACACAGUGAGGUCUGUCUGUGAGAGCUUUAAGCUCUCGAAAGACUGUGGAUUCAAAGUUGUCGCGCAUAUGAUGCCUGACUUGCCCAACGUUGACAUCCAUCGUGACACCGAGCAGUUCAUUGAGUUUUUUGAAAACCCAGCAUUUAGAGCGGAUGGGUUGAAAAUCUACCCAACUCUUGUUAUAAGAGGCACGGGGCUUUAUGAGCUCUGGAAAACUGGAAGAUAUAAAAGCUAUCCACCGAGCACUCUUAUCGAUCUGAUCGCACACAUUCUUGCCCUUGUCCCACCUUGGACCAGGGUGUACAGAGUACAGCGGGACAUUCCCAUGCCACUUGUUAGUUCGGGUGUGGAACAUGGUAAUCUUAGGGAGCUGGCCUUGGCAAGGAUGAAGGAUCUCGGGGUUGAAUGUAAGGAUGUAAGGACCAGAGAAGUCGGUAUUCAAGAAAUACACAACAAAGUCAGACCUUACGAGAUUGAACUUAUAAGAAGGGAUUAUAUGGCGAAUGGCGGUUGGGAGACAUUCUUAUCGUACGAAGACCCUGAGCAAGACAUACUCGUCGGCCUACUGCGCUUGAGAAAAUGUUCCGAUGACACUUUCAGGCCUGAGUUGUUAGGGGGGUGUUCGAUUGUGAGAGAACUGCACGUUUAUGGAAGCGUUGUUCCUGUCAGUUCUCGCGACCCAACCAAAUUUCAACACCAGGGCUUUGGAAUGCUCCUCAUGGAAGAAGCAGAAAGGAUAGCGAAAUAUGAGCACGGUUCUAAAAAGAUAGCUGUCAUAUCAGGAGUCGGGACGAGAAACUACUAUAGAAAGAUCGGAUAUGAACUAGAUGGACCUUAUAUGUCUAAGACAUUUUAAAUAAAACCUAUUUUAUUAUUGUUAACAAUUAGUUAAUUUUUAUAAUCCUUUUUACAAUAUUAAUGCUGUUUUACGCUAUAUUCUUCUGUUCACUUUGUCUGUAAUAAAUAUUUAAAAUUUUA
Molecule: messenger RNA, 1926 nt
Organism: Cimex lectularius (bed bug)
Lineage: Eukaryota; Metazoa; Arthropoda; Insecta; Hemiptera; Cimicidae
Gene: Elp3
Product: probable elongator complex protein 3
Exons: 9
Coding region: 158-1804 (548 amino acids)
Biological process (GO): tRNA wobble base 5-methoxycarbonylmethyl-2-thiouridinylation
Cellular component (GO): cytoplasm; nucleus; elongator holoenzyme complex
Molecular function (GO): iron-sulfur cluster binding; acyltransferase activity, transferring groups other than amino-acyl groups
Source: RefSeq, a predicted model, not a curated record